Molecule: messenger RNA, 2767 nt
Organism: Ixodes scapularis (black-legged tick)
Lineage: Eukaryota; Metazoa; Arthropoda; Arachnida; Ixodida; Ixodidae
Product: probable D-lactate dehydrogenase, mitochondrial
Exons: 1
Coding region: 1-1278 (425 amino acids)
Biological process (GO): lactate catabolic process
Cellular component (GO): mitochondrion
Molecular function (GO): D-lactate dehydrogenase (cytochrome) activity; FAD binding; D-lactate dehydrogenase (NAD+) activity
Source: RefSeq, a predicted model, not a curated record
AUGGAACGUACGGCACUCGGGCACAGGGGCACUGUCUCUACGGCGCAGGUGAGCAAGGUGGCGCGCCUGUGCUACCAGAAGGACGUGCCCAUGAUGCCCUUUGGCAGCGGGUCCGGCCUGGAGGGUGGCGUCCAGGCGUCCAGGGGUGGCGUCUGCCUCAACCUCUCCCAGAUGGACCAGCUGGUGGAGCUCCACGCGAGCGACUUCGACGUCGUCGUCGAGCCGGGCCUCACAUGGCGCAACCUCAACGGCCAGAUUCGCAACACUGGCCUCUGGUUCCCCGUCGACCCCGGCGCCGAUGCGUCCCUCGGCGGCAUGUGCGCCACCAGCGCCUCGGGCACCAACGCUGUGCGCUACGGCACCAUGCGCGAGAACGUCCUCAACCUCGAAGUGGUGCUCCCCGACGGAACAAUCGUGUACACGGCGGGGAAGGGACGCCGCUCACGCAAGACCUCCGCCGGCUACAACACGACGAACCUCUUCGUCGGCUCUGAGGGGACGCUGGGCAUCAUCACCCAGGCCACCCUGCGGCUACACUCGGCACCCCAGGUGACCGUGGCGGCCGUCUGCCCGUUCCCCACCGUCAACGCGGCCAUCGAGGCCGUGGUCCAAGUGCUCCAGUGCAGCGUGCCCGUGGCACGCAUUGAGUUCCUCGAUGAGAUGACCAUCCGCGCGUGCAACAGGUACAGCAAGACCGACUUCGUAGAGUCCCCAACCCUCUUCCUCGAGUUCCAUGGGGCGUCCGAGGAAGCCGUGCGCGAGCAGGUCGAGACUGUCAUCGAGCUCGCCGAGGGCAACGGAGGCACUGACUUCCGGUGGGCCAAGGAGCCCGAGGAGCGGAGCCGGCUCUGGAAGGCGCGCCACGCCAUCUUCUAUGCCACGUGCGCCAUGCGGCCCAACACGCGCUGCUACGUCACCGACGUGUGCGUCCCCAUCUCCCAGCUGCCUGAGCUCGUGGCGCUGGCUAAGGCGGACAUUGCCGAGAAGGGGAUCCUGGCGACCGUGGUGGGGCACGUUGGGGACGGAAACUUCCACACCAUGAUGCUCUUCGACCCCAAGGACCCUGCCGACGUCAAGAAGGUGACCGACGUGGCUCACCAGCUCGCCGAACGUGCGCUGCAGCUCGGCGGAACGUCGACGGGCGAGCACGGCGUCGGCGUCGGAAAGCAGAAGCUCCUCGUCGAAGAGCUCGGCGAAGACGGCGUGGCGCUCCUCAGGAGGCUUAAGAACGCCGUAGACCCAAAGAACCUCAUGAACCCGGGAAAGAUGUUUGCGUGAAAGGCGCCUUUAUUGGCGCCCUUCACGCGGGUACGCCCUCUGGCGUGGGGCGCUGUCGUAGCGUUGGGGCGUCGCCCCCCGGGGAGCCCUCUGGGCUGGCGUCUUUCCCACGUGGCCCGCAGCACGUCUGGGCCACGCAGUUGGUGCGGCUUGGGCAGUCCAGCACGCAGUCUUUGUCGUUGCUCUGCGAGGGAACGCAAGAUGGACUGUGAUGUCUCAAGUUCCGCUGCUGCCGUUCUAGCCAUUCGCAUAGGUAUUAGACCGGACUUGUUCGUAAGCCAGGUUAAUUCUUUUACAGAUAGGGCCGGACGUUUUUGAGCUUUAUAUUCUCUUCAAAUUGACGAAUAAUUGCUUUUACUUUUUGAAAUCAUUUUAUGUUGAGAGAAACUGAGCCUUAUUUCGACGUGCUUCAACCUACGGGUAUAAAAUUUAAUUAACAACUGGAACUGCAAGUUUCACGCACGCAUCAUAUAAAACAAAAAUUAACUAAAACACUUUCUCGUUUUUAUUUUUAAGAUUUUUUUUUUUUUAUUUUAUGGUGGCCCCCCUCAUUUUCUGACUUUCUGGGGGUAUGGAAUGCUCUUUUCAUUUUCCUACUUUCAUUGAGCUACCUUACUCUUCGCACAAAGAUAAGAACUUGGGGAUAAAGAACACUGUUCUGAGAUCUGCACUAUGUUUUAACUCCAGCAACAUCGUGGAAAGCUCAAACGUGUGCUAACAGAAGUGGGGAAAAACUCGCUUCCUCUGUCUGCUUGCACCAAUUCUUGGAGGGAAAAAGUAAUUUAGUGUUUAUAUAGUGACACAAAGGCACGGUUUCUUUUACGCAUUGUAACUAUCGCAACAUAUAUUUCAGAAAUCCAUUUGGCUACAAGUGCAUUUACUUUUUUUUUUUUUUCGUUUUAGAGAUUGUAGUUACCUUAGAGACCAGUGUCGAAUCAUACAGCUUCUUAGCUCAAAGUUGGUUCAAUUGAUAAUAGGACUGCCACGCUAAACGUCCGCACGAGCAAAGUAGCAAUGGUGCAGCCAAGGUGUAAAUACAGUUAAGAGAAGUCGUGACACGCAGUACUGGCAGCUGUGGGUGGUAUUGAGACAUGUUGUAAAGCUGCUAUUAGAGUAGAGAUGCUCUCUGGAGAAAGCAAGAUCGCUCCAGAGAUGUUCUACUGCCUGGUGGCACAACUUUACAUUGCCUCCAGCCACGUCGCAACUGACAAAAUAUGGGUAGUAUGAUCAAUGUUGGAGUAGUAUAGUAGAUAUUGUUCCGUCGUGAUUCAGCACUCCCUCGCUGUCACGCAUGACUAGUAGUUCCCUAGUCCGUACACAAGAUAGUCCAAAGACAGACGGCACUACUCUGGGGUUCCGUACAAAGUUCCUUAUAGCCUUUGGUGCCCACUUGGCAAGAUGGAUUUAUGACACUGUCAGUGCUCAAUCGUGUGACAAUGUACAGAAGGCAACAAAAAUUUUCUGAAAUAAAGCUGAAUUCUAAAAAGUG